AUGUAUAUCCUCGAGCAACUGGCGCGUCUGCUGGACCGCCCCCUCUUCCCCUGGAAGAAUGUCCUCGUGGGCUUUUCCUUGGGCCAGUUCAUUCUGGAGGGGCUUCUUUCCUUUCGUCAAUACAAGGUGUUGCAACGAACCAAGCCUCCUCAGGUUUUGAAGGAAGAGGUGUCCCAGGAGGUCUUCGAUCGCAGUCAGUCUUAUGGUCGCGCAAAAGCCAAGUUCGGCUGGGUCGCUGGUCUUUACGGUCAAGUUCAGAAUCUUGCAUUUAUCUAUGGCGAUAUCCUCCCCAAGCUCUGGGGAGUGAGCGGUCUUCUUUUGGCACAGUACUUCCCUUCUCGGUUCCAGGGCGAAAUCUCGCAAACGCUUCUCUUCAUCUUCGGGUUCAACAUAAUUAGCACGGUUCUGUCUCUGCCGAUCUCGUACUACAACACGUUCGUUCUCGAGGAGAAAUUUGGUUUCAACAAGCAGACUUUCAAGCUGUGGGUUUCGGAUAUGCUCAAGGGUCAGAUGCUCGGUGUCGUGCUGGGAACCCCCAUCAUCAGCGCCGUGCUCAAGAUCGUUCAGAAGACUGGUAACUCCUUUUUCUACUACCUGUGGCUCUUCGGCGUGUUCGUCCAGGUCUUCGCCAUUACUAUCUACCCGAUCGUUAUCCUGCCGUUGUUCAACAAGCUGUCCCCUCUGGAGCCUGGUCCCCUCAAGGCUGGUGUUGAAGCUCUUGCCAAGAAGCUGGAAUUCCCCUUGAAGGAGCUGCACGUCAUCGAUGGAAGCAAGCGCAGCGCUCAUAGCAACGCCUACUUUUACGGACUGCCCUGGAAGAAGCACAUCGUUAUCUAUGAUACCUUGAUCGAGAAGAGUGAGCCUGAGGAGGUUGUGGCUGUCCUUAGCCACGAACUCGGUCACUGGAGUCUCAGCCACACCACGAAGCUAUUUGGUAUCGCUCAGUCCCAUAUGUUCUAUAUUUUCGCGCUCUUCUCGGUCUUCGUCAACAACAAGUCUUUGUAUCAGUCCUUUGGCUUUAUCAAGGAACAGCCCAUCAUGAUUGGAUUCCUCCUGUUCUCCGACGCCCUGGCACCCAUGGAUGCUGUGGUCAAGUUUCUCAUGAACAUUCUCAGCCGCAAGUUCGAAUUUGAAGCCGAUGCCUUUGCUGUUAAGCUCGGAUACUCGAAGGAGCUCGCGCAGUCCCUCCUCAAGCUCCAGAUUCAAAACCUGAGCACUAUGGAUGCCGACUGGAUGUAUGCCAGCUACCAUUACUCCCACCCCAUCCUGUCGGAACGUCUUAAGGCUCUCGGCUGGGAAGGUGGAAAGGUCACUAGCAAGGAGGCCGACAGCGAGGAGCCCGUUAAGGCAGCUGACCGAGAGCUGUGA
Molecule: messenger RNA, 1368 nt
Organism: Aspergillus melleus
Lineage: Eukaryota; Fungi; Ascomycota; Eurotiomycetes; Eurotiales; Aspergillaceae
Gene: STE24
Product: zinc metalloprotease
Exons: 5
Coding region: 1-1368 (455 amino acids)
Biological process (GO): CAAX-box protein processing
Cellular component (GO): endoplasmic reticulum membrane
Molecular function (GO): metalloendopeptidase activity
Source: RefSeq, a predicted model, not a curated record